AUGGCGGACAUCAGUCACCCACCCAUGGAACAACUGCAAGACCUCGAAUACUGCAUAGAUUCUAACCCUCCAUGGCCGGAAACUAUUUUGUUAGCAUUUCAAAACUACAUUUUGAUGCUUGGGACGAGUGUAAUGAUCCCCUCGAUGCUUGUCCAAUUGAUGGGUGGAUCGGAUGGUGACAAGGCUCGUGUUAUACAAACGUUACUAUUUGUAUCCGGUAUCAACACACUUCUUCAAACACUCUUUGGGACCAGAUUGCCUGCUGUUGUUGGAGGCUCAUUUGCUUAUGUUAUGCCUAUACUUUACAUUAUAAAUGAUUCAUCUCUGCAGCAGAUCCCCGAUCACCAUGACAGAUUUAUACAAACAAUGCGAGCGAUUCAAGGAGCGUUAAUCGUUGCUUCCAGCAUUCAAAUCGUAGCUGGUUACAGCCAGCUUUGGGGUCUCUUUUCACGAUUUUUCAGUCCCCUUGGCAUGGCACCUGUCGUUGGAUUGGUUGGUUUUGGACUAUUUCAACGCGGGUUUCCAAUGCUAGGAAAUUGCGUAGAAAUCGGGUUACCUAUGUUGCUUUUAGUUAUCGGGGUUUCGCAGUAUCUGAAGCAUACGAGACUACUGAAAGACCUUCCCAUUUUUGAGCGGUUUCCUUUGUUGAUAUGUAUAUCGAUUAUCUGGAUCUAUUCAAUCAUAUUAACGGCUAGUGGGGCGUAUCGGAAUAAACCCAAUGCAACUCAAAUGAGUUGUCGUACGGAUAGAGCAAAUCUCAUAUCCACUGCCCCAUGGUUCAAGUUUCCAUACCCGUUACAGUGGGGUCCACCUACGUUUUCGGCCGGUCAUGCGUUCGCGAUGAUGUCUUCGGUUCUUGUGUCAAUGGCUGAGUCCACCGGUGCGUACAUGGCUGCAUCUCGGCUCGCGAUUGCAACCCCACCACCUGCCUAUGUGCUUAGCCGAGGCAUCGGCUGGCAGGGAAUAGGUGUGCUUUUGGACGGUCUUUAUGGAACCGGAACUGGAUCUACGGUGUCGGUGGAAAACGUGGGUCUUCUUGGACUAACCCGAGUUGGGAGUCGCAGAGUUGUUCAGAUCUCUGCGGGUUUCAUGAUUUUCUUCUCCAUCUUAGGGAAAUUCGGAGCGGUAUUUGCAUCGAUACCCUUUCCCAUAUAUGCAGCAGUGUAUUGUGUUCUGUUUGGUCUUGUAGGUGCUGUUGGAUUAUCGUUUCUUCAGUUCACUAACAUGAAUUCUAUGAGAAACCUCAUCAUAAUCGGGCUUUCGAUUUUUCUCGGAAUUUCCAUACCUCAGUAUUUUAACCAAUAUGUGACCGUACAUCACGGGCUUGUUCGCACUAAUGCUGGUUGGUUUAAUGCGUUCUUGAAUAGCAUAUUCUCGUCACCACCGACGGUAGGGUUGAUGGUGGCGGUGUUUCUUGACAACACGUUAGACGUGGUGAACUCAAAGAAAGAUAGAGGGAUGCCGUGGUGGGUGAAGUUUAGAACGUUUAGAGGGGACAACAGGAACGAAGAAUUCUAUACGUUGCCGUUCAAUCUAAACAGGUUCUUCCCACCAACAUAACAAGGAGGAGGAGAAGAGACUAAAAAGUCUUCCAUUUUGCAGUUGGAAAUGUGUUAUUUUAAGAAGAAGAAUGGUUUGUUUUGUUGAAUUAGGGUUGAUUUUUGGGGGCAUAAGUUAAGAGGGAAGGGUUAUGAUGGUGAUUCAUGUAAUUUAAUUACCAUUUGAGAGCAUUAAUUAGGGUGUUUUGGGUAGGAGCAGGAGCAGUAGCAGGGUACAAAACAUUAAAAUGUAGAGCUUUUGAUCAU
Molecule: messenger RNA, 1805 nt
Organism: Cynara cardunculus var. scolymus (artichoke)
Lineage: Eukaryota; Viridiplantae; Streptophyta; Magnoliopsida; Asterales; Asteraceae
Product: nucleobase-ascorbate transporter 1
Exons: 14
Coding region: 1-1560 (519 amino acids)
Biological process (GO): transmembrane transport
Cellular component (GO): membrane
Molecular function (GO): transmembrane transporter activity
Source: RefSeq, a predicted model, not a curated record